Messenger RNA from Dentiscutata heterogama, 1182 nucleotides. NCBI's taxonomy places the organism in Eukaryota, Fungi, Glomeromycota, Glomeromycetes, Diversisporales, Gigasporaceae. The record is from the annotation of a GenBank genome assembly.
AUGGGUAACAGCUUCAGUAACAGUGAUUCAAGUAACACUUCAAAUAACACUUCAAGCGACAACUCAAGUUCUGAAAAAGGCUAUAAAAGUCAUAAAGAACUCCUCACUUCUAAUUGGUAUAACACAAUAAAAAAUAAAUUAAAAGAUAAUUCACUGUGCAUACGAUCUGAAACAGAGCUUGAUAAUUUGAUAAAUAGCCUUGGAGAUGAAAAAAUAUUUCUAGAUCGGUAUCUCAAUCUUAAAGAAAUCUACAAUGACGAAAAUUUGCAACAAAUCACUAAGGAUUUGCAGGAAUUAAAUAUUCUUCAAGAAAAUAAUUUUACUCCAAGCGAGGAAGAGGGAAGGAAUCUGAUCAAUAGUCUAUUGCAACACAGAAGAAAAUCCGACAAAUUCAAUGUUUAUUUGUUUAUUAGUAAGCUUUCGAAUGGCCGUUCUGAUAGCCCAUAUCUUCGAUUUUUAGGAAAGCAUGUGCUUAGAAACAAAUAUGGAAUGUUUCACGUUGGUUUAGAAGUAGAUGGAAUUGUUUUGGAUUGGGGUACUGGCGACGCUGGUCCUCAUCUUAUUUAUCCAAAGAUCUACGUAAAUAGAAUAUAUGAUAAGAUUGCAUAUAUUCGUGUCAAUUACGAUUCAAAUUUUAGUCGAGAAUUUAAUCAAUCAACUAAUCGAUUCUCACAAUUUUGGAAUAUUUUAUGUCAUAUUUUUUCUGACUCUUUAUCCAUUAUAUCAACAAUGUAUAGAAUGUUGUUAACUUUUGUUACAAAUAUUGGUGUUAUCCCGUCCCAAAAAUUACAAAUUAUUGCUCAAAAAUGCGUUUUUUGGAACAGGUUUAUAUUUUACGAUCCACUAAAUCGUAAUUGCCAACAUUUUAUCGAUGAAAUGCUCAAAGCACUUGGUCUAGAAUUUCAUCCUGAAGGCGAGUUCAAAAAGUUUCUAGAUCGAAUUAUUAAUUAUGCAGAUGAUAGCUUCUUGUUCCAAGAGAUAGAAUUCCUUUCGAGACAAGACCUUGAUCAAUACGCCAAUCAGAAUUGGGAUAAAAUUCAAAAUAUUUGGGAUAAAAAAUUACUUUUGUGUUAUUCUGACAUGAUGGAAGGUUUAUAUGUAAAUGACAAAAAUCCAAAAUGGGGUCCUAUGGAAAAUAAAAUGAGAUGGGAACAAAGAGAGUAUGAGCUAAGAACUCAUUAG